UUGGUAAACUCUUCACUUUCUUCUUACAAUCUCUCUUUUCUCUCUCUCAUAUUUACCGGCAUCAUUGUUGUCGGCGUCUCUCACAUUUGCCAGGCUUCGAUUAUUGUCGUCGUCGUCGUCUCUCUCGAAGUCUUACUCUCUCUCUCUCCCUCUCUCUCGAAGUCUCUCUCUCGAAGUCUCUCUCUCUCCCUCUCUCUCGAAGUCUCUCUCUCUCCCUCUCUCUCGAAGUCUCUCUCUCUCCCUCUCUCUCGAAGUCUCUCUCUCUCCCUCUUUCUCGAAGUCUCUCUCUCUCCCUCUUUCUCGAAGUCUCUCUCUCUCCCUCUCUCUCGAAAUCUCUCUCUCUCUUUCGAAAUCUCUCUCUCUCUCUCUCUCUUUCGAAAUCUCUCUCUCUCUCUCUCUCUCUUUCGAAAUCUCUCUCUCUCUCUUUCGAAAUCUCUCUCUCUCUCUCUUUCGAAAUCUCUCUCUCUCUCUCUUUCGAAAUCUCUCUCUCUCUCUCUUUCGAAAUCUCUCUCCAAGUCUCCCCCUCUCUCUCUCUCUCUCUGCAAUUUUAUUUUCAUAAGUUCCUUUCUUUUCUGCUCGCUGUUAAACAUUCAUAACUUUCAACAGAUUUCCUUAUUCGCCGCUUAUCUAUCUCUCUAUUCAUCUUUCCUUGCCUCUCUCUUUGAUCUUCACUCUUUCUUUUUUUUUUUUCUCACUCUCAUUUUUAGGUGUAACCCGCUCUUUCACUUCGAUCUGUUUUACAAAUCCGUAAUCUUUUCUCUCUUCUCUCUAGAUUCCUUUUUGCUCAAUCUUUCCCGAAUACAUAUCUUCAUUGAACGUAACCAACCACUCAACGUUCAGCAUUUCCUCUCCCCCUCUUUUCUUCCAAUUUUUACCUCUUUUUUUACUUUUAUUUAUAUUUUUUACCUUUUCACUUAUCCCCCCCCAGUUUUCCUUCCCAUCAUUCUCUUCCCCCUCCCCUCAUCCCCAAAUACUCGAUGA
This is a messenger RNA of Acanthosepion pharaonis, 981 nucleotides long. Lineage: Eukaryota; Metazoa; Mollusca; Cephalopoda; Sepiida; Sepiidae. The record is from the annotation of a GenBank genome assembly.